Molecule: messenger RNA, 1554 nt
Organism: Saccostrea cuccullata (small rock oyster)
Lineage: Eukaryota; Metazoa; Mollusca; Bivalvia; Ostreida; Ostreidae
Product: polyadenylate-binding protein-interacting protein 2-like
Exons: 4
Coding region: 71-409 (112 amino acids)
Biological process (GO): negative regulation of translational initiation
Cellular component (GO): cytoplasm
Molecular function (GO): mRNA regulatory element binding translation repressor activity
Source: RefSeq, a predicted model, not a curated record
UAAUAUUAUGCGAUCAGCUGACAUUGACCGUAGCGAAAACUAUUGACAAAGAACAUUGAUAAAAGCGACGAUGAAUAUGAAAUUACCACCCUACCUUCAAGACGAAGUUGAUGAUCUAAUUCCCUUUGUUAAUGAUGACAUUGACUUUUCUGAAUUUGAGUGGAUGGCAGACCAAGAAUUAGAGGAAUUUGACAAACAAGUAGAAGAGGAGUUUUGGGAGGGUGAGUUCAUUGAGGCAUGUUUUGAGGAGAUGCUCAAAGAGGAGGAAGAGAGAGAAAUGACAUUUUAUCCAUCAUAUCCUGACCACCCCCAUCAGACAAUGGAUUGUCCUAAUAAGGUGUUUUCUAGUAAACUGAACCCUAACGCACCAGAAUUCAUCCCUAGAAAUUCCAAGAAAGGAAAAGCAUAGCCUUGUGACAGACAAGUAGACCACAUUUUUCAAAUAGGGUUGCAUUGAAACAGUUGUGAAUGCAUUAUACCCUAAUUGUCUUUCAUGGAGAGAAAAAAUUACAAAAAAAUGAAUACUCCCAACAUUCUGUGUAUGAUUGCAGAUCUGCAUGUGUUUGUUUUUAUAUGUAUGUUUACUGGUGUUUUGUUUUAAAUCUGUUCAAAUAUCUCCACUAAAGAAAGACUGAGAAAUGAGUCAUGUGCAUAUUGUUUCAUAUUUUAUAAAGUGCUAUGUUGGUGCACAUUUUUUCAGGUAGAUAUUUUUUUUUACUUUAUGUGUGGGACACAUUGAGGACAUUUUGUAUUAUGAAUGUCUAUUUGUUUUUCGCCAAGUGCUCAGUUGCCUUUCCUUGUAUUAGAUAUCUACUAAUGUCAUUUUUUUCCUGAAGAGAACUUUAUAGCAAGAGAAUUAAGCAUUAUUUUUUUGUUCAAGAUAAUUUUCAAAUGUGCAUUAUUGAUAAUUAGAUAAACUGGAGGAAUGAUUUUAAUAUAUAGAUUUGUAAUGAAAGAAAAUGUACAUUGCAAAUACAUAUACACCCUAACAUUGAAAAAAAGUGUAAUAUAUAAAAUCAUUUACUAAUGUAACAUGAAAUUGUAUAAAAAGUAGACUAUGAAACAAUUAAAUGAAUUUCAAUCUAUAUGAUGAAAUAUAAUUUGAGAAAAAAAUAUAUCUACUUUAAAACAUAUUAUUUCCUCCAGUUUAACCGCAAGUAUCUGUUUGGUCAUUAUUGAACAAAGCUCCAGUCAUUUCACAGUCAUGACCCACUGUUAUCAAUACUUAUAAUCAGUACAAUGAGAUGUAUUUGUAUAGAUCUGUCAGUUCAAAACUGUCAAUUUCAUUGUAGGUGCCUUUUAAUUUUCAAAUGGCUUCAUGUUAUUAUUUUUUUCCACUUUAUUGUUUUUUUUAUAUUAUCACAUGGUGCCAACUGACAGUUUUUUAGGAAUAAAUUUUUUUUGAAACAAAAAAAAAAAUUGUGUAUUUUAUGGUGAUUUGAAGUACAUGUAAGGCAGAGGCAAGAAAUAUCAGGGAAUUUUCUUCUGACAGAUGCUCCUUGAUCAAUCCCAGCGGUCAUUAUUUUUCAGUAAAAUGAGUAAAUUGUGGUGAGA